AUGGCAAACGCUUACCUGCAAGGAGUAGAGAUCUCUGCAUCACAGUUCCUGGAUAUUUUUCACCAUUAUGAUAACGAUGGUAAUGGAUAUAUUGAAGGGAAGGAGUUGCAGAGUUUUAUAAAAGAACUUCAGCAAGCUCGAAAACAGGCAGGACUUGAGCUUACAGACCAAAUGAAGGCUUUUGUACAGGAAUAUGAGAAAAAUACAGAUGCCAAAAUUGGAAUUGUUGAGCUAGUACAAAUAUUGCCCACAGAGGAGAACUUCUUGUUAUUUUUCCGGCAACAAUUGAAGUCUUGUGCGGAAUUUAUGCAGGCUUGGCGAUGUUAUGAUGCAGACCAUAGUGGCUACAUUGAAGCAGAUGAGCUGAAGAACUUUUUGAAAGAUCUGCUUCAGAAGGCUAAGAAACCAUAUGACGAGAAGAAGUUAGAUGAGUAUACACAUACCACACUCAAAAUAUUCGACUCAAACCACGAUGGGAAGUUGUGUUUGGCAGAAAUGGCAAGGCUGCUACCGGACGAGGAGAACUUUCUACUCAAGUUUCAGAAUGUGAAGAUGGCGAGAAGAGAGUUCAACAAGAUCUUUGAGUUAUAUGAUCAGGAUGAGAAUGGCUAUAUGGAUGAGAAUGAGCUGGAUGCCCUCCUCAAAGAUUUGUGUGAGAAGAACAAGAAGGUGCUGGAAGUCAACAAAAUCCCCACAUAUAAGACCGCCAUUAUGGCGCUAUCAGACGGGGGCAAGCUGUACAGGACAGAGCUAGCGCUGGUGCUCUGUGCUGAGGACAUUUCAGCCCCUGCACCCUUAUAA
This is a messenger RNA of Salvelinus namaycush (lake trout), 801 nucleotides long. RefSeq names its product calbindin-like. Gene Ontology annotation, molecular function: calcium ion binding. Lineage: Eukaryota; Metazoa; Chordata; Actinopteri; Salmoniformes; Salmonidae. Gene Ontology annotation, cellular component: cytosol; terminal bouton; nucleus. Gene Ontology annotation, biological process: regulation of presynaptic cytosolic calcium ion concentration; regulation of long-term synaptic potentiation. The record is from RefSeq and is a predicted model, not a curated record. The transcript is spliced from 11 exons. Bases 1 to 801 code for a protein of 266 amino acids.